AUGGAGUCGCCACUGAUGGUGCUGAUGCUGACGAUGACCCUGACCUCAGCUGUGGAGCUCGGUGUCCUGAGAGAAGCUAUGGCUUAUCUAAAGCAAUAUGGAUAUCUCCACACAACACUUUUGAACUCCGAAUCAACCAGGCAGCAGCUGGAGGAGCUGAGUGAAUCUUUGAGGACUUUUCAAAGGGUCACUGAGCUGCCAAUCACAGGCAGAUUGGAUCAGGCUACUCUGGCAAUGAUGCGGCAGCCCCGCUGUGGUGUACAGGACGCUUUCAACAACAGGACCCUUAAAUAUCGCCUUUUGGGCCACUGGAAGAAGAAGAGGCUUACCUAUCGAAUCUACAACUACGCACCCAACAUGAGCGGAGCCAAAACCCGCGCUGCCAUCCAGAGGGCCUUCCGCUACUGGAGCGAUGUCUCACCGCUGACGUUUCAGGAAGUGACACAAGGACCGGCAGACAUUAAAAUCUCCUUCCACAAGAGGGUCAGCACAUGCCCAGUACCCUUUGAUGGACCAGGAGGUGUCCUGGCACAUGCCGAUGCUCCAGAGUCAGGGCUGGUACACUUUGACGUGUCAGAGCACUGGACUGAGGGGACAUCGCGUGGUGCUAACCUCCGCAUUGUGGCAGCUCAUGAGAUAGGCCAUGCCCUUGGGCUCGGUCAUUCUCAGCACCUCAGAGCUCUCAUGGCACCUGUGUACACUGGCUACAAGGAGGACUUUAAGCUGCAUCCUGAUGACGUUCUUGGCAUCCAAGUUCUAUAUGGUAAACCCAACUCGAAUCCAAGAGAGCCUUCCCCAUCUAAGCCAGCCUCCAGCUCUCCCAACCCCUGCAAGGCUGCUCUAGAUGCCAUCAUGCUAGGGCCUUAUGGUAAAACAUAUGCGUUCAGUGGACAGCAUGUGUGGACAGUUACUGACACUGGUUACACUGCACCCAUUCGCAUCAGUUCUCUGUGGAAAGACCUACCUGGAGAUCUCUCUGCAGCCGUUCAUUCUUCCAGGACCAACAAAUCUUACUUCCUAAAAGGAGGAAAAGUCUGGAGGUACACAGGGUUCCGGCUUGACAGAGGGUUUCCUAGACAACUGACUGGCAUUCCCUCUGAUGUUGAUUGUGCUUUCUACCUCAACAUAAAUAAGAGACUGGUGUUUAUUAAGGGAUCAGAGUACUGGCAGUGGGAUGAGUUUGGGUCUGUUGACCUCAAGUCGUACCCCAAGGCUCUGUCACAUCUUGUCAAAGGCCUUCCUUCCCAUCCCGAUGCUGGCCUCACCUGGACUAAUGGUCACAUGUACGUGUUCAAGGAGGAUAAGUACUGGCGUGUGAACCCUCGGCUCACCAUAGACAAGGGCUAUCCUCUGAGCAAAAAAGAGCGCUGGAUGAGGUGUUCCAACUAAGUGUCAAGAAGCCAAGGGAUUUCAGAAGUACACAAACUUACAAACAAAACACAGAGAAAUGGCCAAUGUUUGUUGCUCUUUCCUCUUCCAGACAGUGCUGUCCAUCAAAAAAGAAAAAAAAAAAAAGA
This is a messenger RNA of Alosa sapidissima (American shad), 1517 nucleotides long. Its product is annotated as matrix metalloproteinase-19-like. Lineage: Eukaryota; Metazoa; Chordata; Actinopteri; Clupeiformes; Clupeidae. Gene Ontology annotation, biological process: collagen catabolic process; extracellular matrix organization; proteolysis. Gene Ontology annotation, molecular function: metalloendopeptidase activity; zinc ion binding. The record is from RefSeq and is a predicted model, not a curated record. The transcript is spliced from 9 exons. Bases 1 to 1389 code for a protein of 462 amino acids. Gene Ontology annotation, cellular component: extracellular matrix.